AUGUCGAAUCCAGCCGAUAGACCGUGGACUGAGGAGGAGAGGUAUGCCCUGCUCACGGAAAUCCUCAAAAAGGCCGGCAUCCCGUCGAGCCAUCUCGUUCGCAUGAUCAACGAGUUCCGUAUCAAUCCCAAUUGGGAUGAUAUUCCUCUGCCGCAAGGUCGUUCGCUCAACUCGUGCAAAAUGGCUUUUUUCAACAUGCAGCACCAACCGGGACAGCAACAACCACAAAAAUCUCAUCCACCACCGACACCAAUUCUUCGUCCCGAUACGACCGGGACGCCCGUUCCCAUAGAUCCAACGAUACGCAAGCGACCACUAUAUCCAGCAGAGAAACCACUCGCUCCGCGCGCCAUUCAGCCCCGGCCACCAGCCAGCAUCGCAUCCUACAGCAGCGAGAGCUCCGCCCAGCUAUCACCACGAUUCGAAGUCUCCGCCAGCGAGCCACCGCGCAAACGAGGCCGCCCAAGCAAAGCAGAGACCGAGCGCCGCAAAGCAGCCGCCGAAGCCCGUGGUGAACCCUACCCACCACCACGGCGCUCCGGUUCAGGCCGCCUGAAGAUCUCCUCGCCAUCAAGCCCCGCAGGUCCGGCACCGUACGCAGUACCACCACCCCCGGUAAUGGCCUACGACGUGCCCACGGCACGUCCAAUUGUACCUGUUCCCCCGGAAGGCCGCGACGUGCUAACCCGGAACAUGGGCCUGCGGGAACUACCACGGCCCCAAGAGAUGCCUCUGCCAUCACCACAUGCAUUGCAACUCGGUCCGCCGGAUAGUUUUCCCCCGCGUCUGAAUAGUACCAGUGAGCGUGGCUCUUUUAGUGCUAUUCCGGAUCGCUUCUCGCCGGAUGGCCGGAGGAACUCGGUGACUAGUCGUGGUGAACCGCCGUACGAAGGCCGGACGAGUACCACGCCGGGCGAGAAACCGCCCCAAUGA
Messenger RNA from Penicillium cinerascens, 933 nucleotides. Its product is annotated as putative AT DNA binding protein. NCBI's taxonomy places the organism in Eukaryota, Fungi, Ascomycota, Eurotiomycetes, Eurotiales, Aspergillaceae. The transcript is spliced from 3 exons. Bases 1 to 933 code for a protein of 310 amino acids. The record is from RefSeq and is a predicted model, not a curated record.